GGACGUUUCCCACGUUGGAGCAGCUGCCUGCCCUGCCUUGGAUGGUAAUCUGGUCCCAACACGCAGACAACUGGCCGUUGGAGUAUAACUUCCCAUCAUGGUGAACCAGGUCCAGCGAGGGGAUGGCAACUGGUCCGGCAAGAGCGACUCCAGCGGGGCCAGCAACAGCGGCGGGGAGAGCUCCAAGGAGAGCUCCCGGUGCUCCACGCCGGUGCUGGACGCCGAUCGGGCCGACAGGCUGCGGGACAAGAUGCGGAGGAGGAUGGAGUCCGGAGACCGCUGGUUCUCGCUGGAGUUCUUCCCUCCGCGCACAGCCAGUGGAGCUGUCAACCUCAUCUCAAGAUUUGACCGUAUGGGCUCCAGAGGGCCCCUGUUCAUUGACAUUACUUGGCAUCCAGCAGGGGACCCGGGCUCGGACAAGGAAACCUCGUCCAUGAUGAUCGCCAGCACGGCCGUCAACUACUGUGGCCUGGAGAGCAUUCUCCACCUGACCUGCUGCAACCAAACCAAAGAGAAGAUUACGGGCUACCUGGCUAAAGCAAAGCACCUGGGCCUCAAGAACAUCAUGGCGCUGCGAGGAGAUCCACUGGGAGUGGACUGGGAGGAAGAGGAGGAAGGCUUCAACUACGCCAUCGACCUCGUUAAACACAUCCGGUCAGAGUUCGAUGACUACUUCGACAUCUGUGUUGCCGGCUACCCAACGGGCCACCCUGAGGCCGAGAGCUACGAGGACGAUCUCAGGCACCUGAAGGAGAAGGUGGACGCCGGAGCCAACAUCCAGCUGUUUUUCAGAGCAGACACUUUCCUCAAGUUUCUAGACGACUGCAGGACAAUUGGCAUCACGUGUCCCAUCCUACCUGGAAUCUUUCCCAUUCAGGGCUACCAGUCUCUGCGUCAGCUUGUGAAGCUGUCGAAGCUGGAGGUGCCAGAGGAGAUCACCCAAGUCAUCGAGCCCAUCAAAGACAACGACGCCGCCAUCCGCAACUACGGGAUCCAGCAAGCGGUGGACAUGUGCCGCGUGCUGCUGGACAGCGGCAAGGUGCCGGGCCUCCACUUCUACACGCUGAAUCGAGAGGUCGCAACCAUGGAGGUGCUUCGACAGCUGGGCCUGUGGAUAGAAGACCCCAGGCGGCCUCUUCCCUGGGCAGUGAGCGCUCAUCCCAAGCGGAAGGUGGAAGAUGUUCGGCCCAUCUUUUGGGCCUCCAGACCCAAGAGCUACAUCUACAGAACCCAGGACUGGGAUGAGUUCCCCAACGGCAGAUGGGGAAACUCCUCGUCUCCAGCGUUCGGUGAGUUGAACGACUACUACCUGUUCUACUUGAAGAGCAAAUCGUCCAAAGAUGCGCUGCUGCAGAUGUGGGGCGAGGAGCUGAUGAACGAAGAGAGCGUCAACGAGAUCUUUACCUGCUACAUCACCGCCCAACCGAACCGUCGCGGUCACAAGGUGUUGUGUUUGCCGUGGAACGACGAGCCUCUGGCCCCGGAGACCAACCUGCUGAAGGAUGAGCUGGAGAAGGUGAACAGGCGAGGAGUCCUCACCAUCAACUCUCAGCCCAGCAUCAAUGGCAAACCCUCCACGGACCCUAUCGUGGGCUGGGGCCCAGCGGGGGGCUACGUCUUCCAGAAGGCCUAUCUGGAGUUUUUCACCUCCAGUGAAAAUGUGACUGCUCUCCUGAAAGUGCUCAAGAAGUACGAGCCCCGUGUCAACUACCAGAUUGUCAACGUGCAGGGCCGUAACCUGACCAACGCCCCGGACAUGCAGCCCAACGCUGUGACGUGGGGGAUCUUCCCAGGCAGGGAGAUCGUUCAGCCGACUGUCGUGGAUCCAGUCAGCUUCAUGUACUGGAAGGACGAGGCCUUUGCCUUGUGGAUCGAGCAGUGGGCCAAGCUCUACGAGGACGAGUCUCCUUCGCGGAUGAUCAUCAAGUACAUCCACGACAACUACUUCCUGGUCAACCUGGUGGACAACGACUUCCCGCUGGAGAACUGUCUGUGGCAGGUCAUCGACGACAUGUUCGAGCUGCUCGAUGCCCCUCUUGAGCCGCUCAGCGAUGGAACGGUCUCCGAGUAGGACGAGUCACUUCAAACCACGUUUCUUAUCGCAGAAAGAACACUACGAGACACUAAACAUUUUAUGCAUUUUCUAAAAAAAAAAAGAGAAAAAAAAGCUGCUAAUUACAAUACACACCUUGUACUGUUCAGUGUGCUUUGCAGUAUUUUUACAGACUUUUUAUAGAUUUGUUGUUGUUAUGAUUUUAUUUUUUUUAAACACUUGAGUGAAGGGGAGACAUUGUGCUAAUGAAACUAUAUAGAAUCAUCUGAGUAUUUCUGAUGAGCAACUAAAUCCUCUGCAACAUUUCCAGCUGAUAAACUAUCACAUGUGCUCUUACAAAUUUGACCUUUUUGUAGUUUAAUGAUGCAGAUCUCACAGAACAACCUCUCUGUAUGGAUUUUGAUAAUGUCAAGUAGUUUGUAUUGUGGUUUUUAAUUCAAGCUGUCUGUUUGCCUUACAGAAUGCUAAUGGAUUUUUUUUAUUGGGUGUGUGUGCGUGUGUGUUUGUAGUCGUGAUGUACUUGAGCUCUAGAUGAGAUGUGCACGUGUGAAAAGAUGAAAUGUUGAUUCCUUGUCGGGAAGCGUUAACAGCUACACUGGGUACCUGCUGCCUUGAUACGUUUUAAAUGUGCGUCGUAUUUAUUAGUUCUGACUUCUUUCGCAUUAAAUAGUUUUUUUUGUAACCUG
Molecule: messenger RNA, 2739 nt
Organism: Stegastes partitus (bicolor damselfish)
Lineage: Eukaryota; Metazoa; Chordata; Actinopteri; Pomacentridae
Gene: mthfr
Product: methylenetetrahydrofolate reductase (NAD(P)H)
Exons: 12
Coding region: 98-2071 (657 amino acids)
Biological process (GO): tetrahydrofolate interconversion
Cellular component (GO): cytosol
Molecular function (GO): FAD binding; methylenetetrahydrofolate reductase [NAD(P)H] activity
Source: RefSeq, a predicted model, not a curated record